UUGGUUACCGAAACUCCCCCCCCCCCCCAGGACCUGCUGGUGUUCCUGUACCUGGAGGGGCCGUACACCCGGGGCAUCUUCCGGCGCUCGGCGGGGGCCAAAGCCUGCCGGGAGCUCCGGGACCGGCUGGACGGCGGCGCCGAGGACGCCGAGGUCGCGCACCAGUCCGCCUUCGUUAUCGCCGCUGUGCUAAAGGAUUUCCUGCGAAACAUCCCGGGAAGCGUGCUGUGUGUGGACCUGUUCCACCAGUGGAUGGAAGUGAUGGAGGGGGACGGAGGGGAGCAGAGGAUACCGGCCGUGCAGAGGCUGCUGAGCCUCCUGCCCGGCGAGAACCUGCUCCUGCUGCGGCACGUGGUGGCCGUGCUGCACCGUAUCCAGGGCAACGCCCACGACAACCAGAUGAACGCCUUCAACCUGUCGGUGUGCAUCGCCCCCAGCAUGCUGUGGCCGCCCGCCCCCAGCUCCCCCGAGAUGGAGGGGGAGGCCACCAAGAAGGUGUGCGAACUGGUUCGCUUCCUGAUCGAGAACUGCGUCUGCGUGCUGGGGGACGGGGCCUCCCUGUUCAGGGCCUUCAGCCAGAAGAGCAGCGGCAGCGACCACGGGUCCGACGUGUCGUCCUUCCAGAUGAACGACUCGUCCUACGACAGUCUGGAGAACGAGCUGAACGACGACCCGGAGUCUCCGUUCCGGGAGCAGCUUCCGCUCCGGGACAAGGACAAGCCGGACAGCUGCAGCCGGGACUCCGUCAUCACGCUGAGCGACGGCGAGCCGGACGCCGUUGGCGGCGACGGCAACACUGGCGGCGGCGGCCUUCUUCAGCUGCCCCCGUUGUCACGGCAACGGAGGUUCAGCCCGGCCGUUCGGCCACCCCGGGGAUCCUCCUCCUCCUCCUCUCAGGGCCCCCGGAGGCUACGGAGGAGCUCCGAACCCGCCCUGGCGCUCGUCGGCACGCCGUCGCCCAACGCCAGCGUUGCCACGGCGACGGGAGCGGCGUCGUGCCACCCGCCAGCGAGGAAGGCGAGCUACGACGCCGCCAUGGAGGGCGAGGAGGAAGAGGAGGAGGACGAGGUGUUCGUGGAGCAGGGGCUGGCCCGGCUGCAGCUGCAGGGGGCGGGGCCAGACGGGCGCCAGAAGAAGGCGUCCAGACUCCAAAAUGGCGGCCGGAGGAAGGCCAAGCCGCCCCCCCCGCCGCCGCUGCGGUUGGACGCCAGCUGCUCCAGCCUGUCGUCCCCGGCAACCUCCCCGACGGGCUCCUCCCUCAGCUCCCUGGACUCCGCCUUCUCGCAGUACUCCACCGACUACGCCGUCCCGCCGCAGUCCCCCAGGAACUCGCCACCACACUGGCCGCCGCCGCCGCCCGCCGUCGCCAACGGCAACGCCGCCAUUGCCCCCCCCCCCCCCCCCCCCCCCCGCCCCCCCCCCCACACCGGGCCCCAACGGGAGCGCGGUCCCUCUCUGACGCAGGCGGCCGCGCGGGACCCGCCGAUGGGGAAUGGGCAAAACGGCCACGCCCCCCCCGCCGCCACCGCCGCGGCGCAAGAUGGCGUCCGUCCGAGGUCCAGCAGCCCGCCGUCCUACCAGCAGGCCCUGCUGCAGCUGCAGGGCGGCCGCUCGCCGUUCUUCAGGGGGGGGGACAAGCCCCUGACGGUCAGGGACCUGAGGCAGGCCUCCCACGGCCAGCCCCCCCCCCCCAGGGGCGUGUUCUUCGGCCAGAACUGCACCACGCUGGUCCUCCACCGGCCGAAGAGCAGGGAGGUGGCGCGGGCCGUCGCCCAUAGCAACAGGCAGUGGCAGAGCAGGAGGUGCAGCGACCCCCGGGUGGAGGACUUCGAGCAGCUGUUCUUUGCCGAGGAGUCGUACGUGUAA
This is a messenger RNA of Menidia menidia (Atlantic silverside), 1866 nucleotides long. The record is from the annotation of a GenBank genome assembly. Lineage: Eukaryota; Metazoa; Chordata; Actinopteri; Atheriniformes; Atherinopsidae.